Diaporthe batatas is the source of this 1554-nucleotide messenger RNA. RefSeq lists its product as uncharacterized. Gene Ontology annotation, biological process: carbohydrate metabolic process. The record is from RefSeq and is a predicted model, not a curated record. Bases 1 to 1554 code for a protein of 517 amino acids. Gene Ontology annotation, molecular function: hydrolase activity, hydrolyzing O-glycosyl compounds. The transcript has a single exon. Lineage: Eukaryota; Fungi; Ascomycota; Sordariomycetes; Diaporthales; Diaporthaceae.
AUGGCGCGUGUUGCGUGGUACCUUCAAGCAUGGCUGGCGGCGGCCUCAAUAGCCGAUGCAGCUGUGCUGCUCGAGCCUCGCCAGUCCAGCAUCACUAUUACCUCAACAGGCAAUCCAAUUCUGGCCGACGGCACGAUCUACUCGGCGGACCCAGCACCACUUGUGGUCAACGACACUGUAUAUAUCCUGGCCGGUCGGGACGAGGCCGGGGCUACCGAGAACCAGUUUACCAUGAACCAGUGGCAGAUAUUCGAGAGCAAAAGUGCAACACCCUCAGGUGGACAAUGGACACUGCACCAAAAUGUUGCGGUUCCUCAGACAGUCUUUAAAUGGGCGAGCCAGGGAUCCGCAUACGCCAGCCAAAUUGUCCGCGGUGUGGAUGGUCGGUACUAUCUCUAUGCGCCUGUUACUCAGGCCAACUCGCCCAACUCCGACCCCUUCGCCAUUGGCGUUGCCGUAUCGAACAGUCCUCUUGGGCCCUUCACAGAUGCUCACCCAUCAGGGCCUAUCAUCUCACAGAGCGUGCCAGUACAGAACAACAUCCAAAACAUCGACCCCACUGUCCUUGUCGACAACGGAAAAGUGUACCUCUACUGGGGGACGUUCGGCCAGCUAAAGGGCGUUGAGCUUGGCACAGACAUGGUAACGGUCAAGAGCAACACUAUUGUGGCGGUCAACUCCCUGAAUGGGUUCUUUGAAGCUCCGUGGCUCAUGAAGCGCAAGGACACAUACUACAUGCUGUAUGCUGGGAACAACGCCGGCCCGAACUCGCCGUGCACACCGACUAGCUACCAUGCGUGCAUCGCCUACGGCACCGCCUCAAACCCGCUGGGCCCAUGGACCUACCGCGGAAUUGCCCUUGAUAUUGUAUCCUCCACAACCUCGCACCCGGGCGUCUUCGAGCUACCAGCAGGCUCAGGAAAGUACUUCCUUGUUUACCACACUCGCGACGCCACCGGCGGGACGCACUUCCGCCGGAGCAUCGCAUUUGACCAGCUCAACUGGGACGACACAACAUCGCCCCCUUCCAUCAUUAAGGUCACACCGACCAAGAGAGCCGCCCCGCCGCGCACGCCGACUCGCAACAUCGCGCCAGCGGCAACACCGUCCUCGGCCAACGGCACGCCCAUCCAGUACUGGGUGAAGGCAAUCAACGACGAGCGUGUCGAGGCUAAUCCUCUACCCCCGGACUACUGGAGCUCGUGGGCCGAGCAGUCGCCGUCCAGCAACACCCUGUACUACACUUGGAACGCCACAGUGCAGCUCAACGGUACCGCCAUCGCCUUUUUCGCCGAUGCUCCCGCUGGGGCCACCGCCGGCGUUGCCCCGCCUGCCUCAUGGUGGGUCGAGUAUCUCAAUGAAAGUGGGCAGUGGGCUCGCGUCGCGAACAGCACUGCGUUCUCAACCAUGGUCACCAACAGCCCCGCGGAGACCAAGUUCACGACCAUCUCCACAAAAUCCAUCAGGGCCAUUCUGAAUCCAUCAGGACGGAGUGGCGCGUACGCUGCUGUCGGUGUCAAGGAGUGGUUUGCUUUCAAGCCUACAGCAUCAUGA